This is a messenger RNA of Acyrthosiphon pisum (pea aphid), 1294 nucleotides long. RefSeq names its product 33 kDa inner dynein arm light chain, axonemal-like. The transcript has 3 exons. Gene Ontology annotation, cellular component: ciliary base; axoneme. Gene Ontology annotation, molecular function: dynein heavy chain binding. Bases 554 to 1141 code for a protein of 195 amino acids. NCBI's taxonomy places the organism in Eukaryota, Metazoa, Arthropoda, Insecta, Hemiptera, Aphididae. The record is from RefSeq and is a predicted model, not a curated record.
GAUAAAUAAUAAAUCUAUAAUAUUAUAGUAUCGUUGUAUCUAUUGUACACAAUCAUAAACGAUUGAGGAAAAUUAAAAUUUGUAGAGUGCCAGUAGGUAGGUAGGUACUUGAAUUUAUAUUUUAGACCCGGGCCAACUGUAACCCUUGUGGUAUUAAUAUUUAUUUUAAAUCAUAAAUUCAGUCAUAUCACGGAAUAAUCACUUUCAUUAUGGUUUCUAUGGUUUCUAUGCCAUGUAUGCAGUUUACUUUUUAAUAACGAUAUUUUUGUUUAUACCAAUAUUAUAAUAUGGCAUUGUUGAGUUAUUCUAUAAGAUAUUAACAUAAUUUAUAAAAGUAAGCAAUAUUUUUGUUUACACGUUACUUACACAAAUUACAUAAUAGGUACUUGAAUCUAACACAAGUAGAAUUAAACGUUAUAUAUUAUAUAAAACCAAAAAUAAUACCUACCAUGUUAAAUUGGUGGACGGUAUCAUAUUAUGUGCACCUAUAAUUUAUUUUUAUCUUAUUCCCUAUGCUAUAUAGAUUAAUAUCUCGGUAGAAACUGGUAUUAAAAUGAGUACUGUUGAAAAAGUACUUUCAUCAGAAUUAAAUUUGGUGCAGUUCGAUAAUCCAAAAAUGAUAGCUACCAAAUCUAUGCCAACACUUUCAACACAGACUAAACAAGAAAAAUAUUGUAUGGAAAGUAAUGUUAGCGCAAUGGAAUCUGGAGACUAUGUUGAUGAGGCUAAACAACAUAAUUGUACAUACGUCUUAAAUAGUAUAUUACCACGAAAGGAAUGGGAAAUGGACGGUAAAAUAUUUUCUCAACAAAUAUCCAUUCAACCGGCCACCAAGCGAGAUGUGAAAAAUCUUGUUGAGAAAUUUGACACAUAUUUAAAAGAAUACAACACCAAAGUGGUGGGGAUUUGCCCGAUUAAACAAGAAAUAUACAGUCAAUGUUUUAACGAAGUCAUAAGACAAGUUACGUUGAACUGUACGGAACGGGGUUACAUGUUGAUCCGGAUUCGCGAUGAACUCCAGAUGACUAUCGAUGGCUAUAAAGAAGUGUAUGAGAGUGCAUUAGCUCACGGGAUUCGAAAGUCAUUACAGGCUAGUAUUAUAAGCCCGCAACUAAAACAAAUAUUAUAUCAAGUUGACUAAUUAAUAUCUAAAUAUAAUAUUAUAGUAUUAUGAGUACCUAUUGAGUUUUCUAUCUACACUCUACAGUUUAAAUACAUUAAUAACGUAUAUAACGUAAUGAUAAGUACGUAUGUGUGAGUAGUGUUAGUAAAAUAAUUUACUCUUAUGGGGGUG